Messenger RNA from Pongo pygmaeus (Bornean orangutan), 4013 nucleotides. RefSeq names its product DTW motif tRNA-uridine aminocarboxypropyltransferase 1 (gene DTWD1). The record is from RefSeq and is a predicted model, not a curated record. NCBI's taxonomy places the organism in Eukaryota, Metazoa, Chordata, Mammalia, Primates, Hominidae. Bases 1552 to 2466 code for a protein of 304 amino acids. The transcript has 5 exons. Gene Ontology annotation, biological process: tRNA modification. Gene Ontology annotation, cellular component: nucleus. Gene Ontology annotation, molecular function: tRNA-uridine aminocarboxypropyltransferase activity.
CGGCCCCGGCCUUAGCAACGACGCUAGUAACUGUCUGGCUCCUCCCUCUGGUGUCGCCGGGAAAGCGCUCCGUCUGGUCCGUGCGCGAUCACUGCCCGGCGCGUGGCUCAGGCUCGGGCGGAGCUGGAGACGCGUGGAGCUGUUCGAGGACUCGCGGGUGUGCAGGUCUGAGUACUACUCCGAUCCGUGGCGGAGGUCCCCGCGCCUCUCUGGAGACCAGUGGUCUGGCCCCAGAGGUGCGGCCGCGGGAAGUGGACAUUCUUUGUCAGGACCCUAGCGGAGGUCGCGCUGGGUGUCGCCUGUGAGGGGGAUCCUCGGUCCCUGCGCGGUCUCUUGCUUUUUUUAGGAUCUUGCGGGCCCUUUGGGAAAAAGGUUUCCAAAUUUUUCCUCAAAAAAAAAAAAAAAAAUUAUUUUUCCUACUAAUGAUUUUCGGUGCAUUCCGCCCCAACGAAAAGUAUGUCCUGGCAAAGUCAGUUCCCUAAGAAUCCCAUACUUUAUUUUAUUUUAUUUUAUUUUUAGUAUUUGGAGUGGUUUGUGGGGGGUUGGUUAUCACGGAAGGGGAAGCGUAGUACAGACGUAGAAUUAGUGAUGCCAUGCAUUGUAUUUAAAAUAUUGAGGUUGUGGUUACAUAAUAAGCAAAAGAGCCUGUUUCUUACGUCUAAAUUAUUUAUUGGGAAUGUAGGACAAAUAAGGAAGUAUAUUAACAUUUUCAGUCGCCAGGCCCGCAAAGUUGGAUGGUAAAAUCAAUACUUUAGAUCGCAGCAUUUAAGGACUAACCCAAUGCACCAUGAAAACGAAGGCAAGACAGCCUGCUACCAUAUAGCGGGUGGUGUGGGAAGGGCCAUUGAUCCUAUAUAAAAAAGGGUACUACCUUGGAUUAUGAAAAAUGAAUGUUGGACCUGUAGGUCCUAUGUGACCAAGUUCUUAAAAAUACUCUAAAGAAAAUUUGAAGUGGUUUUUUUCUAAUACUGAAUUGGUCCACGAUAUAGGACAGGGGAGUCUGUAUAAUGUUCCAUUGGGAGGUCAGUCAGCUUACAAUAAUGGAAGAGGUAGAAGCUUUUUCUGUUAUUAUUUUGGAGAAAAAAAAAAUUGCCAGCCUGCCACUCGUGCUAGGCUGCAGAUGGCCCAUAAAGGUAGUUUGUCAGAUACUUCAGUAGCGAGAUGCUUACUGGAUGUGUUUUGCAGAAUGGUUUUGAUUUAGUUAACAAGUGUUUGUUGAGUUCCUGCUGUUGCAUAAGAAUCAGGAAUAGGUGAGCUCAGGGAAGAAAUCUGCUCUUACAGAGUUGAAUGCUGGAGGGGAUAGAUUAACUAAAGUACCUCCACAGUAAAUGCAUUUUUCCAUGUCAAAUAUGUGGAACCAAUAAUAAGUACUCAAAGAUAAAGAGGUUUAAGACAUUGCUGUGGCCCAUCUAUGAGUUAAUAAGGAACUGAAUUAGAGUCCUGACUUUGAGAGUGAAGAUAGAGGAUUAUCUACAAGGUAGAAUUGAUGCAACUUGUGCACCUAUGAUAUGUGUUUUAGAAAUAGCUGUUAAACUUUGGUUUGAAUGAAGAAUGUCUCUCAAUCCACCUAUAUUUCUCAAACGAAGUGAAGAAAAUAAUUCAAAAUUUGUGGAAACAAAACAGUCACAAACUACUUCCAUAGCUUCAGAAGAUCCCCUUCAAAACUUAUGUUUAGCAUCUCAAGAAGUUCUUCAAAAAGCUCAGCAAAGUGGAAGAUCAAAAUGUCUCAAAUGUGGUGGUUCCAGAAUGUUCUACUGCUAUACAUGUUAUGUUCCAGUUGAAAAUGUACCCAUUGAACAGAUUCCACUUGUGAAGCUUCCAUUGAAGAUUGACAUCAUUAAACAUCCAAAUGAAACAGAUGGCAAAAGUACUGCUAUACAUGCAAAACUCUUAGCACCUGAAUUUGUAAACAUUUACACGUAUCCUUGUAUUCCAGAAUAUGAAGAAAAGGACCAUGAAGUUGCACUCGUUUUUCCUGGACCUCAGUCUAUCUCAAUAAAAGAUAUUUCUUUUCAUCUGCAAAAAAGGAUUCAAAAUAAUGUUAGAGGCAAAAAUGAUGACCCUGACAAGCCAUCUUUUAAACGCAAAAGAGCUGAAGAACAAGAGUUCUGUGAUUUGAAUGACAGCAAGUGCAAAGGCACAACACUGAAAAAAAUUAUAUUUAUAGAUAGCACCUGGAACCAAACAAACAAAAUAUUCACUGAUGAGCGACUUCAAGGGUUGUUACAAGUUGAGUUGAAAACAAGAAAAACUUGCUUUUGGCGCCAUCAAAAAGGAAAGCCAGAUACUUUCCUUUCUACAAUUGAAGCCAUUUACUACUUUCUGGUAGACUACCAUACUGAUAUAUUAAAAGAGAAAUACAGAGGGCAAUAUGACAAUCUUUUAUUUUUCUAUUCUUUUAUGUACCAGUUGAUAAAGAAUGCCAAAUGCUCUGGAGAUAAGGAAACAGGAAAACUUACACAUUAGUUUUUAACAAGCCACUUAUGUCUUUUUAUUUUGCUAACAUUAAUAAACUUAUAUUUGUGCUUUGUUUUUUCUUAAGAAAUAAUCAUAUAUAAUGCCUGUAAGACCAUUUGAAAAAAUUCCAGUUUCAUAUUUCUUAAAAGGAAGGAAAUUGUAUCUAGGGGAAUUUUUCAGAGAUACUGUUGAUUGAAAAACUUACUUCAGAAGUUAUUUGCUCAGUGAAACCUCAGUUUCAUUACUACAUUUUAAUUUAGUGUUAUGUCUCUGUGAUUAGAUAUAACAUAUUCAAUUAGAUCUAAUUAGCUAUUUAUUUUAACAUCUUUAUAUCUUUUCACCUGUACUCAUGACCACCUUUAGAAGUAAAUGGGGUUGCAAUCUGCUGGCUGAAAAAUAGGUCAUAAGUGAUUUUUCUUGAGGUUAGUAGCAAACAUAGGCAGAACUAGAAUUAGAGUUCCAGUAUCUAGGGCUGUUUGUUUAAGUCCUAAGGUUGUUAAAAGCAGAGACUCUGGAGCUAGACUACCUGAAUCUAAAUCUCAGCCUUUCUGCUUAUCAGCCAUGUCAUUUUCUUCCAUUUGUACAAAGCAGGCAAUACUGAGCAACUACCUUAUAGGAAUAACUGAGUUAAUAUCUAAGGGGCUUUCAGCAGUACCUGAAAUAUAGUAAGUGUUAUAUAUAUGUUUACUCUUUUUAUUUUAUUUGGAAUUGUGAACUAAUAAUAAUUGAAGCCUAGCUGCUAGUGGCCAUCUCUGCUGCCAGGUGAAAAGAGCCUGACUUAGAAUGAAGUCAGCAAAGGAAAGCAGAGUGGAGAGAAAAAGAGAGACUGAGUCCUGAUUACAUCAUUUAUUUACCUAGACCUAGCUGCUUGUGAAUAGAGCCCUACUGUGCUGAAUAGCUUCUGUCUGCUCUUUUCUAUUCUGCUCCCUGCUCUGUGAGGUAGGUUCCUUUGCUCUCUUGCUUUUGGUUGGGUUCAACAAAUGGGAAGCACCAGUGGGAGAUGAGAAGUUGAGAGGAAAAUGAAAUGAUGUUAUUGAUUUCCCUGGCUCCUUUCCUGCCAUGUCAUCAUCAGUUGGCUGUGUUCCUCUACUAAAUAGUACCUUAUCAGGAAUCCUAUCCCAUCUGUUCCCAAGCAGUUAUCCCAGUUACCUCACUAGGUUUAGUUCCUGCUCCCUCCCUUUACCCCUUUUCACUUAGGGCUGGUAAUAGCUUACAGUUAUUACUAGCCCCAGGAUAGUUCACUACCACUUGUUGCUUUACCUAAACCCUGCUCAUACAUUUGUAAAUACUGUAGUUGUUUUAUUACACUCUUCUCAAAUGUCCCCAUUUGAAAUAGCCUUCUAUUUCUUUUGGGGACUCUGAUAAAUUCACCUGUUUGGGUGAAAUAAUAGCGCAUUUCCUGAAGUAUAUACAGUGGGACACAUGAUGUUUUAUGGGGGAAAGAGUUCUUGGUGAAAUUAGUUUGCUGUACAUUAUGUUGUUUCCCUCCCAGGGAUUCAGAAGGCAAAACAUAUUAAAGGUUCUGAAAAGUCCUGAAAUAAACAUUUUGAACUUUA